CUCCGCACUGCUGUUACUGUGGUCUCCAGCGCCUUCUCUGUCCUGGUAGGUUUCGGCUCAGGAUCCUGAAUUCUGGCUCACAGACAAGCUGGUGGGACGUGCGGGGGAGUAAUUGUGUGGGGAGCCGCGGGAAGGAGGAAGAAGCACAUCUCUCCUCCGUGGCCUUUAGCUCUGAGCAUCCGGCCUCGGGCCCUGACUGCCGCUCGGUUUGGGGCGCAGGGCGGGUCGUGCCCUGGCGGAGGAGCAGAAGGCGGAGGGUAACAGCGGCGGCUCAGGGGAGUUCUAUCAGGGGAGAGACUUGUUGCAUUUGGAGCUAAAACCGGGCCCUGCUUGUCCUUGUGCAAAAUGGCAACUCUUAAGGAAAAACUCAUUGCACCAGUUGCGGAAGAAGAGACAACAGUCCCAAACAAUAAGAUCACUGUAGUGGGUGUUGGACAAGUUGGUAUGGCGUGUGCUAUCAGCAUUCUGGGAAAGUCUCUGGCUGAUGAACUUGCUCUGGUGGAUGUUUUGGAAGAUAAGCUUAAAGGAGAAAUGAUGGAUCUGCAGCAUGGGAGUUUAUUUCUUCAGACGCCUAAAAUUGUGGCAGAUAAAGAUUAUUCUGUGACUGCCAAUUCUAAGAUUGUAGUGGUAACUGCAGGAGUCCGUCAGCAAGAAGGGGAGAGUCGGCUCAAUCUGGUGCAGAGAAAUGUUAAUGUCUUCAAAUUCAUUAUUCCUCAGAUCGUUAAGUACAGUCCUGAUUGCAUCAUAAUUGUGGUUUCCAACCCAGUGGACAUUCUUACAUAUGUUACCUGGAAACUAAGUGGAUUACCCAAACACCGCGUGAUUGGAAGUGGAUGUAAUCUGGAUUCUGCUAGAUUUCGCUACCUUAUGGCUGAAAAACUUGGCAUUCAUCCCAGCAGCUGCCAUGGAUGGAUUUUGGGGGAACAUGGCGACUCAAGUGUGGCUGUGUGGAGUGGCGUGAAUGUGGCAGGUGUUUCUCUCCAGGAAUUGAAUCCAGAAAUGGGAACUGACAAUGAUAGUGAAAAUUGGAAGGAAGUGCAUAAGAUGGUGGUUGAAAGUGCCUAUGAAGUCAUCAAGCUAAAAGGAUAUACCAACUGGGCUAUUGGAUUAAGUGUGGCUGACCUUAUUGAAUCCAUGUUGAAAAAUCUAUCCAGGAUUCAUCCUGUGUCAACAAUGGUAAAGGUAAGACAAACUACUACAAAAUAUAAUAAUAUGAUUUCUAGCAUUGUAUUCUAUAAAAAGAUUCAUUUAAAGAGGCCCAGACUGGAUAAAACCAUAGUUCACAGUUAUUUCUGUCUCUCAAGGUUUUAUGUAAGCUAUUCUCAUUUUCCAACAGAAGUCUUGGACAACAAGGGCAGAAAACUUACAGAAUCUAAGACUUUCAAUAGAUUGUUGUCAUUCUUUAUAUAAUUAAUAUUAACUCUG
Messenger RNA from Piliocolobus tephrosceles (Ugandan red Colobus), 1425 nucleotides. It is a transcript of the gene LDHB, whose product is annotated as lactate dehydrogenase B. Gene Ontology annotation, biological process: lactate metabolic process; pyruvate metabolic process. The record is from RefSeq and is a predicted model, not a curated record. NCBI's taxonomy places the organism in Eukaryota, Metazoa, Chordata, Mammalia, Primates, Cercopithecidae. Gene Ontology annotation, cellular component: cytoplasm. Bases 346 to 1410 code for a protein of 354 amino acids. Gene Ontology annotation, molecular function: L-lactate dehydrogenase (NAD+) activity. The transcript is spliced from 7 exons.